Molecule: messenger RNA, 1203 nt
Organism: Chaetomium globosum CBS 148.51
Lineage: Eukaryota; Fungi; Ascomycota; Sordariomycetes; Sordariales; Chaetomiaceae
Exons: 2
Coding region: 1-1203 (400 amino acids)
Source: RefSeq, a predicted model, not a curated record
AUGGCCAGCCGCACCCUCAACACCGCCUCCUUCAACCGCUCUGCGGAUCCCCAACUGUCGUCACGCUUCUUCACCCUCCCUGCCGAGAUCCGGAACCUCAUUUACCUCGAAUUCUGGAAACUCAAUUGUGCCCACCAGCACAUCGUGAAACACGAACUUCCGGAGGACGACCACCCACAAGGCUUCACCGAGCAGUGGUCGCAUGUGCCCUGUAUCACGGAUCCAUCCGCCCCGGACACGCGGUGGCCCCAGUACGCUGACAGCCAGCCCGCGUCCGAGGAGAGGCAAGUCUGGGGCAAGCGGCUCAAGAGCGAGUGGUGUCUGCACUGGGCUUGCGAGGAGCAGGCCGGAGAUGCCGCCAAAUCCACGGGGUGGAUCGCCCUUAAAAGGGUGAAGCGGCCCGGGGAGGGAAACGAGCAUGCCGACGAUGAAUUCGAAACAUACCCGAUCCCACCUGGGCUAGGGAGUGCACUACAAAAACGUUCUGGCAACCUACCACACUGGACAAUGGAGAAGGGGUUUGGCCAGUCUGGCCGCAAAACCAAGGCGGGACCCAUGAGCGUUCUCACCACGUGUAAGCGGAUGUACCUCGAAGCCCUACCCUCCCUCUACGCUAACACCACCUUCAUCUUCACCGACACGCGCACCGCAGUCGACUUCCUCGCCCUCUACACCAACAGCACCAACCCUGACCAGCACCCCAUCCGGUCCGUCGAGAUCUGCAUCCGCGUCACCAAUCUGAUCACCGAGAUCUACUACCCGCCCACCGACCCGCACGGCAACGGCAACGACACAGGCCCCCCCGCCAUCUUCGCCGGCCGCGCCCGCCCCGCGCUCUCCAUGGCGCACAACCCCUGGCAACAGCUGUGCGACGCGCUGGUGGCGCUGCCCCACCUCCACAACCUGCACGUGUGGCUGGACUCGAGCGACCUGCGGCCGUGGCACAAGCGCGUCAGCGAGACGCGGUUCCUGGGCCGGCUGUUCGACGUGCGCGGGCCGGGGCCCGGGCGUUUCGUGCUGAGCCUGCCCGAGCUGCCGGAGCGGCGCGGGCCGGAUACCCACGUGUUGGGGGACCAGUAUCUCGAGGGGGAGAGGCUGGAGGGCGCGCCGUUUACGGUCGAGAGGGGGCCAAGGCCGAAUAAUUGGCGUGUGCAUCUGAGGAAUAUUGUGAGUGUUGGUGCGGUGGCGGCUAUCGGAGCGUAG